Molecule: messenger RNA, 4554 nt
Organism: Mesocricetus auratus (golden hamster)
Lineage: Eukaryota; Metazoa; Chordata; Mammalia; Rodentia; Cricetidae
Gene: Naa30
Product: N-alpha-acetyltransferase 30, NatC catalytic subunit
Exons: 5
Coding region: 41-1159 (372 amino acids)
Biological process (GO): N-terminal peptidyl-methionine acetylation
Cellular component (GO): NatC complex
Molecular function (GO): protein-N-terminal amino-acid acetyltransferase activity
Source: RefSeq, a predicted model, not a curated record
GAGAGGAGCGGCGGCAACGGCGGCGGGGAGCGGCGCGGGGAUGGCGGAGCUACCGCCUGGGCCUAGCAGCCUCCUCCCACCGGCGGCGGCCGAGCCCCGCUGCCCGUUCCCGGCGGGGGCCGCGCUCGCCGGCUGCAGCGAGGACGAGGAGGACGACGAGGAGCACCACGAAGGCGGCGGCGGCGGCGGCGGGAGCCCGGCGGCGGGCGGCGGGGCGGCCGGGGCGGCGGCCAAGGCGCGUUCUUCCCUUCGCUGCCCGCAGCUGCCCCCGGAGCAGCCGCAGCAGCUCAACGGAUUGAUCGGCCCCGAACUGCGACACCUCCGCGCCGCGGCCACCCUCAAGAGUAAGGCUCUGAGCGCGGCGGAGGAGGCGGCGGCCGCCACCGUCGCCGCCGCCGGGGCCCCCCGAGUGACUGCCACAAAGGGAGCCGGGGGACACCCGGGGGAGAGGCCGCCCCUGCCGCUCCCCAACAAUGCAAGAACUGCGCCCCCCGACCGGCCAGAGGCGGCGGCGGCGGCGGCGGCGGCGGCCAGCGACCCCGCGGCGGCUCGCAACGGACUGGUGGAGGGCAACGAGCCGGAGGAGGAGCAGGAGGAGCAGGAGGAGGAGGACGAGCAGGUGCGGCUGCUGUCUUCGUCUCUGACCGCCGGCUGCAGUCUACGGAGCUCCCCGGGCCGGGAGGCCGAGCCCGGGGAGGAUCGGACGAUACGCUACGUCCGCUAUGAAUCCGAGCUCCAAAUGCCUGAUAUCAUGAGACUGAUCACCAAAGAUCUGUCUGAACCCUACUCCAUUUACACGUAUAGGUAUUUUAUCCACAACUGGCCACAGCUGUGUUUCUUGGCCAUGGUAGGGGAGGAAUGUGUAGGUGCCAUCGUUUGCAAGUUGGAUAUGCACAAAAAGAUGUUCCGCAGAGGUUAUAUAGCCAUGUUAGCCGUGGAUUCCAAAUACAGGAGAAAUGGCAUUGGUACUAACUUGGUAAAGAAAGCUAUAUAUGCCAUGGUUGAAGGAGACUGUGAUGAGGUUGUUUUGGAAACAGAAAUAACAAAUAAGUCUGCUCUGAAACUGUAUGAAAACCUUGGUUUUGUCCGAGAUAAGAGGCUGUUCAGAUACUAUUUAAAUGGAGUAGACGCACUGCGACUUAAGCUGUGGCUUCGCUGAGACUGACAGCAAGGAAUGGCUCCACCCACGUGGACUCGACUUUGGCACGCAAUGCAAUUUGUACAGAAUUGCCUGCAGGUGGACUUAGUAACUCCCAUGCAGCUGUCAUCUGUUAGGGUCCAUUGAGUGUCGCACAAUAUUUGUUGCACUUUGGCAUGGCGCAUUUAUUCUGAAUUAAAUGAGAUUGCUUUUAAACUUCAAGGGUUCUUUUGGUACCAACAGGAUGUGCCAGUUAAUAGCCAAGACUUGUUUAUUUGCAAAGUCUGCUGACAGUGCUAUUUACAUAGUGAUCAUUUUAUCACAGAACCAGUAAGUGGGACAUGAUUUUUGUUCCUUAAAGAAGCCAAUGUAGUUAAAGUCUCUUAAUUAUACUAACAUUUCACACACAACCUGCCAUAGUUUUCUGAAUGGGUGAGGGAAAAGCUUCAAUUUAGGUUUUAUUUUUUUCAAUAUUAAAUUUCCAUUCUUGAAUAUUGGUACCUCAGUGAUUAGUGGAUGACAAGUGUAGGGUGGGAUUUGUCUUACAAUGAGUAAAGAUGACAAUUAAAUUGCGUCUGCCAGUGCCUGUGUAGAUAAGUAUUCUUGUCUUCAUCUCUAGUUUUCGAAUGCAUGCUGUCUUUUCUUUUUCUUUAAUGCCUUUGCAAGCAAACUUGUUUUUAUUUAAAUUCUGAAUUUGAUAAUAAAUUAUUUGAGAUUUUUGUAAUUUGGACAGUUUUUCCAGGUGAGUGACAGGGGUUUGAUUUAGAAGUCCCUUUUUCCUUACAGUAAGAAGUUGAAUCUACUUGGGAAACAGAAAUGGCUUAAAGGGAUGGAGCUGGGAAUUGCUGGGUUUUGGAUGCACUUUUUUUGUUUUGUUUUGUUUUGUUUUUGAGGAUGGGGAGUUUUUGGAAAGGAAUAGAAAAUUAAUGUAAAUUGGUAUGAUUUUAUUUAAUCAAAAUGAUUGCUAAGCUGUGAAGAACAGCUUCUAUAAAGUAGCUGGGUUUUUUGUUUUUUGUUUUUUUUUUUUAACUUGAUUUGAAUUCACAUUGCUUCCAUUUUUGAAAAUACUUCACUUUUGGUUCUUCGUCUUAGAAAUAAAUUUCAAAGAGCAUUGUAUCUGUUUUAAGCUGCAUUGAUUUUCUUUUCACUCAUGAGCAGAUUCUUGGGGGACCUUUGCUUUUUUCCUCCAGAAAAGGGGGGAGGGAUGAAAUUUUUUUUAAUGAGUUCUUUGAGUUUUCUGAGCAGCCAAGGUGUUUAUUAGUUACAAUGUAUUUUGGCGAAUCAGUGUAAUGUUAACAAAUUGUUUUGAGUCAAUAAACCUGUGAUGGAUAAUUUAUUUAACUAGGAAACCUAAGCACUCAUAAGGAAAAAGAUUCAUUCUCUGAAAAAUGUUUUAUGGGAAUCUGGCAUUCAUGUUGUUAUUUUCAUUUGACUAUACUUUUCUUCUGCUUUAGUACUUGGCUUGGAUUUUAUUUUAUGGCUGUAAUUACUGUAUUUUUAAAAACCCUACCUCCAUUAACAGUUGGUAAAGGCCCCUUUUCAGGAACGUUUGUUGCUUUUUUUUUUUUUUAAAGGAAAGCUGCUCUUUGCUCAGUAUAAUAUUUUGAAAGUGAACAUGGUAACAAGUACUUUUAAAAUAAAGAUGCACACUUUAUAUUUGAAAAUAAAAACUCCUGCUGGUGGGAUCAUUUAUAGUUCCUUAUUUUUAAGAAAAUGUGUCUUUCCAUUUUAUAUUGCUCUUUAAAGAUUAAUGCAGAAUACUGGUAAUAUUAAAAAUGUGAUGACCACAUAGUACUCAGCUUUUCUGCUGACCAUUUUGAGUCUGUUUUGGUCAACCUUCAUUUGGGCUCCAGCAUUUAGAAGAAUGCCAGUCAUCAUGAUGCUUCUGUUUUCAUUUUCAAUGUAAGGAAAGUAGCUAAAAAAUAUACUUGACAUCAUCCAAUUUUGUUUUGCCUUGCUGGUACAUAAGUAGUGAAUUGUUGAUGAACAGACAUUUUCUUGACUCACUCUGAUGGGUAUAGUUGUAAAGUAGAUACAUACUAGAGUUUCCAAUUCAAAAGUUUUGUUCUUGCUGGGUUGUCAGUGAAACUGUCACGACUCCCCUUAAGAAUUGCUGAAUCAACUGAACUGAUUGUCUGAUGAUGUGUAAACUUGAACUGUGUGACUAAAAUAUCAGAUCAUUACAAUACUGCUCAAUGGAUGGAUACAUGAUAUUAUCAGUGUAUACUUUGAUGUUUUAGUUAUUUGACCCAUUUUUUUACCUAAAAUUUUAACCUCUAUCUUGAUAACCUAGUUACAAAAUUUAAACUUUCCAAGGUGAAAUAACUUCAAACAUUAACUUGAUAUUAGGCUUUCAUUUUUCUUCUAUCAGCUUAAAGUAGUUCCAUUUAUAAUUGACUGUGGGUUCACUUGGCUAAAACUGAGCAAAAUUGGUGCAACUUUCUUUUAGUGGGGUGCUGCCUCUUUAAGACUGACUGUACUAUCCACUGACACUGGUUUGGCAGUUGAUACUGCUGAACAUUUAAUACAUGCUACCAUGAAGCUAUAUAUGUUAGUAUUGAAUGAAGCUAAUGGAUAUGCUACCAGUUUAGAUGUAUGGGCUGAUUAUAAUUUCCCUUACAUUGGGAUGAAAAUACUUAACUCUGGAAUCAAAGUCCACAAAUCAUAACAUUAGCACUUGAUGUUGAAGCCAGCAAAAUAAUAUGAAAAAAUAGUAUUAAAAGUUGAUUUUUAACAUUUUCUGCCUCUCCUCCAAAUUACCCACUACAAACAUGAGAUAAAUCUGUGUAAAGGAGUUUGUCAUGUUUUAACUCUUUCCGUGUUAUGGUAUUGGCUGGCAUGUAUAAGACUGGAUGUGUAUGUUUAUUAUGGUGUCUAAAAAUUAUGACGUUCAUCACUUUCCAGGAGCAUAGAGGAAAUCAGAUUGGUAGUACACCAGUUACUUUCAGUACACCUCGACAUCACUAGGAUGAGUGCUGUAAUGUCCUAGGGUUUUCAGGUUUGUAAAAACAUAACCAUAAGUUAUAUUGACGUCACAUAUGAGUUGAGUAUCUAUGAAAUAUCACGUGUAUCUCAAAAAUACUGGGCUGCUGUUUAAUGACUGGGGUAUUGCUGCAUACUUUUCUCCUAUUGACCCCUAUCCUUUUGGAGAGAGAUUUAAUGGGGUUUGAAAUGUGCAAGCUGUGUGAAUAACAUGCAGUCAAAUAAAGUAUGGUUAAGUUGUGUUUGCAUUUUUCUUUAAGAUACAGCUGUGUGCAGUCUGUAAUUUGGUUUCAGAUAAUCAAAAAGCAACCUGUUCUGUUUUCUCGCUGCCUUCCAUCAAGAGUCAUUUGGAAGGAAUGAUACAGUUGUUAUCUCUCUACAUUGUGUUCUGACAAAGUAAAUUUGAAAAUAAAAUUACAAACUUGAUUGCUAAA